Mytilus trossulus (common blue mussel) is the source of this 931-nucleotide messenger RNA. RefSeq lists its product as uncharacterized. Gene Ontology annotation, biological process: DNA replication. Bases 101 to 931 code for a protein of 276 amino acids. Lineage: Eukaryota; Metazoa; Mollusca; Bivalvia; Mytilida; Mytilidae. The transcript has 2 exons. The record is from RefSeq and is a predicted model, not a curated record. Gene Ontology annotation, molecular function: nucleotide binding; DNA binding; DNA-directed DNA polymerase activity.
UUUACUGUUUAAUCUUCUGUUUCAGUGUCUUUGGCAUGGCUGUAAAAAAUGUUUUCCGUGUGAAAGAAGCGGAACGAAAACAUCAUUAACGAAACAAUCGAUGGAAGAACUGUAUGUGGUGACCAAAAAAAGGGAGAAGACCAUACGAGAACUUGGCUAUAGAUAUCGCAGGAUAUGGGAGCACGAUUUCGCUAGUCAAUUGAAAUCAAACGAGGGACUGAAACUAUUUGCGGGUAAUCUGGAUAUCGAAGAACGUCUUGAUCCUCGUCUUGCCUUUUUUGGCGGGCGAACAGACACGACAAAACUGUACCACAAAGUUGAAAAUGAAGACAAAAUUAAAUACGUAGAUUUCACAUCUUUAUACCCAUGGACAAACAAAUACUGUCGCUAUCCAUUGCAUCACCCAGAGAUCAUUACUAAAGAUUUUGAAGAGUUGGGUUCAUAUUUUGGAUUAUGCAAGGUGAAAAUUUUACCACCCAGACACCUUUAUCACGCCGUUUUACCUUACCGAUGUCACGGAAAGCUCACUUUCCCACUAUGUAGAACAUGUGCUGAUACACAAUAUCAAGGUAAAUGCACGCAUACUGAACAGGAACGAAGUAUUACAGGUACUUAUGCUACACCUGAAGUAAUGGUAGCGAAAGAAAAAGGGUACCGAGUGUUAAAACUGUACGAAGUGUGGCAUUUUCCGGAUGAUACACAGUACGAUAAAAACACUAAUUCCGGAGGAUUGUUCACAGACUACGUCCAGCUGUUCCUUAAAAUAAAACAGGAAGCCAGUGGUUUCCCCCCACACUGUCAGACAGAGGAAGACAAACGAGAAUACAUUCGAUUGUAUAAAGAAAAAGAAGGCAUAGACUUAGAUUACGACAGCAUCAAGGUAAAUCCAGGUUUACGUAGUCUUGCCAAACUGUGUCUCAACAGUUUCUGA